Drosophila takahashii is the source of this 727-nucleotide messenger RNA. RefSeq lists its product as uncharacterized. Lineage: Eukaryota; Metazoa; Arthropoda; Insecta; Diptera; Drosophilidae. The record is from RefSeq and is a predicted model, not a curated record.
GUAAGCUUUCCGGGGAAAUUAUUUCAUUAGUAAAUAAAUUAAAGAAUAUUACAAUUCAAUGUGCGAAGCUAAACUCGUAAUACAAAAGAUCGGUUUUUGAUACAAAAUAUGACGACGAAAUCAAAUGUGUUGGCUAUUGGAACUGAAACCAGUGAAGACUUCGACAAACCUGCGAUAUCAAAAAUAGGAAAAGUGUUGACCGAAUUUGAUUUAGAGCAACAUUUGCAGAAAAUUUUACUAAACGAUAGAAAGCCAUUGACAACCGUUUAUGUAGAUGGAUCAGUCGAAACGUUUUCAGCGAAUGAAAAUAGGAAAAAUGGACAAUAUAUUUACGAGCUAGGUCCAGGUGAUAAGAUAAAUGGUUGGAUGAUUAAUUGUCCUACGUUUGAACCAAAGGGCGUUUUAAAUCGUGUGAAGAACAAAAUCAGUAAAGACCACUGGAUAUCUGAUAACGUUGUUAAGUAUCCAAAGGAUUCCAGAAAUUUUAUAAUUGAUACUGUUUGCAGCGCUGUGAAUGAGGAGAGCUUGGAUAUAUAUUAUUAUUUGCGCUAUCUAAACGAUCAUAACAAUAGAAAGUAAACGUUAAAACAUAUGUUUUUUGUCAUUACACACGGUUUAUAAACAAAUUAACUACCAUCACUAAUUUUGAGCUUUCAAUGUAAACUUUCUGUUGAUAUAAUUUCAUUGGUAAAUAAUAAAGUUUUUCUUAUAAAGAAAUCAGACAAUA